CUCUCUCACUAUUUUCUCCCGCUUUUGACCACCUUUCCUCUGCGUUUCGCUUUUUUGGUGCUCGGAAGCCCUUGGGCCUUCCGAGUUUUUGAUGCUUGAGUCGCCGGGUUCUCCGGCUGCUCAAACAUGAUGGAGCCGGUUUCGUACUCCCUGCUCCGAUAACCCCUUUGUGGUCUGUCGGCUUUUGGGACCCCUUCUGGUGGUCCUUUUCUUGUUUUUCUGUUUUUCUAAUUUUGUUUUGUUUGUUUGAUCUCAGAUCCCGUGGCCAACCAGUCCACCACGUAGAUCUUAGGAGGUGGUCGCUGGUUUACCCAAAUCUGGUGUGGCCAUCAAGCCUCUCAUGGCAAUUAUGGGGGAUGGUCACCGUCUGUCUGUAUCUACCGCCUGGCGUCGUGGAAACCAAGCGCAACUUCUACAAGUGUAGAUUGAAGGGUGUCCAGUUAUCGGGAUCAUUCGACCAAAGGAAUCUGUACAAACUUAUUCGUUCGAGGUUAUUCGUAUGUUCUGUUCACCACUCUUCAUUAUCACUGUUGAAUUGGAUCUACUCUGAAUUUUCUCUCCAACUGUACUUUAUAUGUUUGUUGUUUACUCUUAUCUGUAGAUGCCGUAUGGCGGUGCUAUAAUGAAAAGAUUUCGCUGAAUUCCAAAAAAAAAAAAAAAUGAUGCGAAAUCACCAAAUCUUGAAGCUCAUUUCCACUUUCCGACCCCAUUGAUCAGCGAGCAACAAUGCAAGGCGUUACAUUUCCUCCAACCCUCUAUGGACCAUUCCAGAAUCAUCGCCUUCGGCUAACUCACCCUCUACCGCCGACUCAUCCCUCUUUUGGACUUGGGUCAAUAGCCAGAAGCCGGAGAGUACCGACCCAGAUGAAGAUUUCGUCAUCCCUUCACUUGCUAGUUGGAUUGAGAGCCAGACCAGCAAGGUUAUGCACUUCCCAAAUGGCGAACGUGAUUCUGAUGUGGAUUAAGUUUGUGAAACCUCAAGAAAGAGUACUCAUCCUU
This is a messenger RNA of Rubroshorea leprosula, 999 nucleotides long. The record is from the annotation of a GenBank genome assembly. Lineage: Eukaryota; Viridiplantae; Streptophyta; Magnoliopsida; Malvales; Dipterocarpaceae.